AUGCCCCCCGAUAAACAGAAUGGGAAGCCAUUCACGCCCGCCCUCAGUUCCAACUUCCGCUCCACCAAGAGCCCCUUGACCCCAAAACUCGCCGGUGCAGGCCACAACUCCCACGCCACCGCGAAACGGACAGCCUUUGUACGGCAGCCUUCUCCGGGUAAGGAGGAUGUUCCGUCACUCGAUGGCAAUAUCACACCACGGUCUGCAGCUCGCAAGUCUCGUACAGAAUCGCCCUCGAAUACCCCGACUGCGACCAGGACUGCCGCCGCGCCUCGAAGUGUUGGACCAAAUGUGAAUGGAAGUGGGAAAUCCACUCCUUCGCAGCAAGGACUAGGGAUUCACAGCCCACUAGUGCAGGCGACUCCCACGCCAUUGGGCAAUGUUCACAACCCAACAAAUUCGCCCACACCGAUCUAUACUGUCCCCAGAAGAGUAUCCGGAGCACGAAGUACGGUCAAGGCCGAUGAGCAGGAUGAUGCAAAGUUUUUCCGUGCUGGAGAUGCGAAGUCAUACCACAUCUCUGCCCACGAAAAGCCACCCGCAGAAUCAAACGGCCACUUUUUCUACGUCGGCAGCCCACCAGAGACUCUCACGUCACCCAGACUACUCUCGAGCAAACCGCAUCACAGCCCAACGGGCAGCAAUGUUGACGAGAAAUUCUUCCAUGCCCGCGAAGCUCGACCGAACAUUCAGAGGUCGGGCGCUCGGUCGGAAGUUCAGCCCCGGAGUACACCAGCUUCCUCUGUAGCUGCUCGAUCGCCACAGCUCGGUAGCAAACCCGGGCGCCCAAUUACCCGCUCAAGGUCCCCGGCCAAAGGCCCCCAGCUCGCACGACCUACUUCGAAAGGCAACGAUGUCAGAGGCAAGCCUCUGGCUGUCGCAACGCCUCUGGACGAUAAACGUCGUGGAAGCCUAGGCAGUAAUGCAUCCAACGUAAAAGACCCGCAACUGAGCCACAGGAAGUCAAUGAGCGCCAACUCAGUGACCUCUACACCCACCAGAAAACUAAGCGCCCCUCGACCGAUCUCCAUUCCAACACUUGAAGAGCGCCUAGGUCUGGGAGCCGCGUCAACCGCGUUGGACUCAUUACUGAUACCGACUGCGUCCCCGGACUCGACCAGUCCACGCUCUGUCAGCCUUGGCUCAGGCCCAAGCGAUGUUGCAGCGCUUUCUGAUCCAAUGCUCAAUGCUCCUCAAUCCUCAGCCCCCGACCCUACAGGGGCUCUACCGCCAACAUCGCCUCCUCUUCCACCGUCGAACAACCCACCCGACCCCGCCGCUCAAGCCCGCCGCGAGCGUAAAGUGCUCGACUUGGAGAUUUCCAACUCCUCUCUACUUGCCAUCAACAAGACUCUCGAGCGUGAGCUGCGCAAGCAAAAUGUGGAACUCCGUCGUUUUCGGCGCCUGUCACGCUCUGGUCGCCUGAGUUUCGCACCUUCAGGCCGGAAUGUCAGCAAUAGUACCCUUGGCACUCUUCCUGAACUUGAUGAUGUCUCUGAACAUUCACUCUCCGAUAGUGAAGACGAAGAGCUUGACGAGGAGGAUCUGGAUGCAUUUUCAAACGAGUCAUCUUCUGGAGUUACCUCUCCGACUACACGAGCCCGGCAAAGAGCACGCGAUGAAAAGCGCCUUAUAAUGGAUCUCACAAAGCACCAGCAGAUGCUGCUUGAUUCGCAAAAGCUCAGUCAAAGCAUCAAACGCUGCUUAACUUGCACGGAUGAGUUGAUCCGUGAUGGCACGAAAGCUUUGGAGUAUCGUGUGAACAUAGGUGAUGUUCGAAUCGGCGGAAGGGUGCUUACCAAUGAUGAGACGGAGGUGAAUAACGAUGAAGGGGACGAGGCGCGAAAAGGGCUAUUGAGCCCUGGAGUCGAAAUCGGCGAUUGGCUGCAGGGCGGACUUUGGGUCAGUCAGAACCCGCUCAGCAGAGACAGCGCCAUACUGGAAGAUACCACUGGAUCACCGUCUCAGAAUCAGUCGCCAUCUCACGACACUGGACAGAGCCAAAGCAUGCCUGCUCUCGAUGAACUUGACCGGCUGCUUCAAGAGCAGGAUCCUGAGUCGUUGUGA
Molecule: messenger RNA, 2067 nt
Organism: Cyphellophora europaea CBS 101466
Lineage: Eukaryota; Fungi; Ascomycota; Eurotiomycetes; Chaetothyriales; Cyphellophoraceae
Exons: 1
Coding region: 1-2067 (688 amino acids)
Source: RefSeq, a predicted model, not a curated record